UUUCAUUUGGUGUGAGCGCCAGGCGCGGAUGGAUCCAGCGGCGCAGCUCCUCUCGUUCACGUCCCGUUUCAGUUUAAUGUUUUAUUGCUGUUGUCGUUUUUAUUAUUAUUGAGGCGAAUGUGAGAGGAACGAAGUCUUUUCUGCGCUUGGAGAGGAACGCUUCUGCUCUGGAUCUCUGCUUUCAAAUAAGCCUUCCACUUGUGGAUAGACUGGAGCAAAGGGUCACUGGGCUCCAACGCUCUCCUUCCAUAACUCACAGAGAAAAAUAGACAAAGACACGUUUCUCCAGAGACACCAGCAAACCAUUCUUAACACACUCCUGUGGGUAAACACAAAAGAUCUGAAUAAGACUUCCACUCCAGCACAGGCCCCUUUGAGCAGGAUGAGGGAACCCUGGCGGUACCUGCUGGGCCUGUUCCUCUUGGUAAGCCUAGCCUCCACCCACAGUGCCACCAAUCCCUUUGCAGGGCAGCAGACCCCUCUAGACCCUUGCUAUGAUGAUACUGGAGCAGCCCGCCGCUGUAUCCCUGAAUUCAUCAAUGCUGCCUUUGGUAAGGAGGUGACGGUGUCCAGCGUCUGCGGCCGGCCUCCGUCCCGCUCCUGCAGUGUUGUGGAGCGAGGCGAUGARCGUCCUUCUGUGCGUACUUGCCAAAUCUGUGACGCGUCUGACCCCCGCCGUGCCCACCCUGCUUCUUACCUCACCGACCUCAACUCGGCCCACAACCUCACAUGUUGGCAGUCUGAGAAUCUGAACACCUCUCCACACAAUGUGACUCUUACCCUUUCCCUGGGUAAAAAGUUUGAGAUCACAUAYGUCAGCCUGCAGUUCUGCUCACCACGCUCGGAGUCUCUGGCCAUAUACAAAAGCAUGGACUAYGGCAAAACAUGGAUGCCCUACCAGUUUUACUCCUCACAAUGCCGACGUAUGUACAACAGGCCCAACAAAGCGACCAUCACCAAACAGAACGAGCAGGAGGCCCUUUGUACAGACGGCCACACUGACUUGUACCCACUUUCUGGAGGUCUCAUUGCUUUUAGUACUCUGGAUGGACGCCCCUCUGGUAAAGACUUUGACAACAGCCCGGUUCUUCAAGACUGGGUCACAGUCACCGACAUACGCGUGGUUUUAAGCCGACCACAGCUCCCCAGGGAGCUACUUGGGUCUGGAGGCAACAAUGGAGGAAGGGAUGAUGACCCARUGGCAGUGACCUCAAUGUCGCCAACGUAUUUCUAUGCAGUGGGAGACUUCCAGGUGGGUGGGAGGUGUAAAUGCAAUGGUCACGCGUCACGCUGCCUGAAAGACAAGGAGGGCAAACUGGUGUGUGACUGCAAACACAACACAGAAGGGCCUGAAUGUGACCGUUGCAAGCCCUUUCACUAUGACCGACCGUGGCAGAGGGCCAACGCUCGAGAGGCCAAUGAGUGUCUGCCCAAUGACCUCUGGAGAUGGGCCUCAACUUCCUGCACAGGACUGAGCAGAGCAUGCAACUGCAACCUGCAUGCCCGUCGCUGUCGAUUCAACAUGGAGUUGUACAAGCUUUCGGGCAGGAAAAGCGGAGGAGUUUGCAUGAACUGCCGUCACAACACGGCCGGCCGUCACUGUCACUACUGCAAGGAGGGCUUCUACAGAGACAUGCUUCAGCCGAUCACUCACAGACGAGCCUGCAAAGCUUGUGACUGUCACCCUGUSGGCGCAGCAGGCAAGACGUGCAACCAGACCACAGGCCAAUGUCCCUGCAAGGACGGCGUCACCGGCAUUACCUGCAACCGCUGUGCCAAGGGCUACCAGCAGAGCCGCUCGCCUGUGGCCCCCUGCAUCAAAAUCCCUUUGGUCAACCCGACAGCUGUGGUGAGCAGCACAGAGGAGCCAGCAGAUUGUGACUCUUAUUGUAAACCAGUGAAGGGCAACCUAAAGAUUAAUAUGAAGAAGUAUUGCAAGAAGGAUUAUGCGGUCCAGGUGAACGUGGUGGACAUGGACACAGUUGGGGACUGGGCCAAGUUCACGGUCAAUGUGGUCUCUGUGUACAAAAGCCGAGGCGAACCCCUGAAGCGAGGGGAAAACACCCUAUGGGUCCACAUGAAAGACCUGGCCUGUAAAUGUCCCAAAAUCCAAAUGAGCAAGAGAUUYUUGGUACUGGGUGGAGUUGAAGGAGGAAAAGGGCCAAUGGGAGGUCCGGGAGUUGGGCCUGGAGGUGGGGCUUCCAGUCCAGGAACAGAGCGCACAGGACUGGUGGCUGACAAGAACAGCCURGUGAUCCAGUGGAGGGACAAUUGGACAAGACGUAUGAGGAAGUUCCAACGCAAAGAGAAGAAGGGAAAAUGUGGCAAAGCGUGAUUGGAACACUGCAUUCAGUCCCUACCUCUCACUUCACUUUAGACUUUCAUACAUAUGCCCUGACUGUUUUCCUCUUCCUGAAUCAGUUCUUCAUGAUUGUGGGAACACUGCACAUAAAAAAACUGCAUGUACCUUACCUGUUUCAAGGACCAUGUUUUGUGUAUAUUGUAUAAUUAUUUGCAUUUUGAUUUUUAAGAUUUAUCUUCAGAAUGCCACUUGGUUUUUGUUUCUUUGUCCAGUUGGUUUGCCUUAAAAAGGGACCAUUAAAAAGAGUUUAAUCUUAGACAAAAGCAGGCACCAUUCCCUAAACUAAUGUAGACAGCCGAAAUCCUCACUGGUCCACCUUGUACAACCUGUUUGACCUCUACCUGUUAAGAGUGUAUGCCGACACUUUGUUUUAGUCCUUUAACAUAAUGUAAGACUGAUCACCUUGGUUCAUGCUCGGCUGUUUCUUGAGGAUUUCGUGUCACAGUGAUUGUCACCUUUGAAGGUGCUUUUCAUCAACUUGUUCAACACUUAUCUACAGAAGCUCGACCACCAACAACCUAUCAGCACACAAAAUGGGCCUACUUGCUCCAAGUUUUUGCUAGUGACUUCUUUUGACUGCAUCUAAAACAAAUUCACAUAAGGAACUAAGGGCUCCCAAAGCAUGGACAUUUUCCACAGCAAACCUCAGCAUCACCAUCAUGCUGCCAUAAGACAGUGCUCACAGAAUAAACUCAUUACAUGGGAUCUUUUUUCUACAAGUUCAUAAUAAUGUUUCUUCAUAUAAAAGCUUGUGUUCACAUUUGUCCAUUUCCCACUUGUAUCCUUAUUGGAAAUUAAUCUAUUUAAGCUCUAUUUAGUCACAUUCUAGGCCUGUGAGGCUGUGCCUCUUUGCCUCAUGAGUGAGUUGUAAAGUCAUGCCUCACUGCAUGUUACGUUUUUCUAGACAAGAGAUGAAGUGGCGUGGACAAAUGGCUGGAGUUUAAAAUAAUUUCCAGAGACAUUUUUUGUUUGUUUAAUGGACAAUGUCUUCUUCUGGUUACUGUCUUCCAGAUGUUAUUGUGUGACAAACAUCUUUCUUUGUCUUUAAAUGUCUUGUAUGUACCUGAAGACUGGCAGGCUCCUGCCAAAAUAAGAAACAAUAGUUCCAUUUCAUGCAGUAAAAAGAAAAAAAAAGUAGGGAGAUGGGGGAUAAACAUCA
Molecule: messenger RNA, 3521 nt
Organism: Austrofundulus limnaeus
Lineage: Eukaryota; Metazoa; Chordata; Actinopteri; Cyprinodontiformes; Rivulidae
Gene: ntn2
Product: netrin 2
Exons: 8
Coding region: 383-2335 (650 amino acids)
Biological process (GO): motor neuron axon guidance; dendrite development; animal organ morphogenesis
Cellular component (GO): basement membrane
Molecular function (GO): protein binding
Source: RefSeq, a predicted model, not a curated record